Messenger RNA from Amorphotheca resinae ATCC 22711, 1542 nucleotides. RefSeq lists its product as hypothetical. Gene Ontology annotation, cellular component: intracellular membrane-bounded organelle; membrane; cytoplasm. The record is from RefSeq and is a predicted model, not a curated record. Gene Ontology annotation, biological process: sphingosine biosynthetic process. NCBI's taxonomy places the organism in Eukaryota, Fungi, Ascomycota, Leotiomycetes, Helotiales, Amorphothecaceae. The coding region runs from base 1 to 1542 and encodes 513 amino acids. The transcript has 4 exons.
AUGGCGACGGACAAUCCCUUUCGUGAUCCCGCGACUUCCUCGGACGAGCUCGGCCGCGACAAUUCCGUUACGAUGGAUUCUACUUUGGCCGUUGGGAGAGAUGCGUCAUUGUCCCUGGGAACGGACUCGUUGGUCGUGCUGGACGAGGCAUUUGAAAAUGGAGGCAUAGGCUGUUGUGGGCUGUGGCCAUCAGGCACCGCAAACACACGCUCAGUUCCAUUUUAUAAUAUCCUUUGGGCUGAGCUCCAAGGUGACGUGCUUUCAAUUGACUAUGCUGCUUCGCUCUCGAAAACUACAGUCCGGCCUGCGACUCUCAAGUACCCCGUCGAAAAACCUGACCUGGACCGAGUGAACAAAUGGCUUGGCAAGUUGUUAGAUCGUUCAUAUGGGGAAGCGCAAAGGAGGAAACGCGCAAAGAUUCUGGUCAAUCCCUACAGUGGGAAAGGAAGUGCUGAGAAAUGGUAUCGCCGAGAUGUGGAACCUCUCUUAAAGGCAGCACGAUGUAGUAUUGAUAUGGUCAAGACAAGAUAUCGUGGUGAGGCAGUGGAGAUAGCCGAGAAGAUGGAUAUUGAUGCCUUCGAUACUGUCGUGGCCUGUUCCGGCGAUGGUCUUCCUCACGAGGUAUUCAAUGGUCUUGGAAAGAGAGCGGAUGCCAAGAAGGCGUUGUCGAAAAUGGCAGUUUCCCAUAUCCCCUGUGGGAGUGGUAAUGCUAUGAGCUGUAAUGUGAAUGGAACGAACAGCGCAAGUCUGGCUACCCUAGCCAUCAUCAAAGGCAUACCAACUCCCUUAGAUCUGAUAUCGAUCACUCAGGGGGAGACCCGGACGCUAAGUUUCUUAUCUCAGUCCGUCGGCAUUGUGGCGGAGUCCGAUUUGGCUACUGAGAACUUGCGAUGGAUGGGUUCCGCGCGAUUCACGUAUGGAUUUCUAGUACGGCUCUUGGGGAGAACCGUCUACCCCUGUGAUCUCGCGGUAAAAGUUGCCAUAGAAGACAAACCGUCAAUCAAAGAGCAUUAUGGAAAAGAGCAAGACAACGACGAGCCAGCAAGUGAACGAAGAGGAUACAAGACCCUCCUCGACGACGAUGCCUCGGCGAGCAGUGGGAACGAGGAUGGGUUACCGGCCCUAAGAUAUGGGACGGUUAAUGACAAGCUUCCUGAAGGAUGGGAACUGAUCCCAUAUGACAAGAUGGGGAAUUUUUAUUGUGGAAAUAUGGCAUACAUGGCUGCGGAUACUAAUUUCUUCCAAUGCGCUCUUCCAAACGAUGGUUACAUGGACCUUGUCUGCAUCAAUGGCGAUAUCAGCCGUCUAGCAGCAAUACAGAUGAUGCUUGCCGUCGAGAACGGCAAGUUCUUCGAUAACCCAUUAGUUUCAUAUCGCAAGAUACUUGGCUAUCGCAUCAUACCCAAAAAUCAGAAAGACGGCUAUAUCAGUAUAGAUGGAGAGCGUGUUCCUUUUCAACCUUUCCAAGCGGAGGUGCAUAAGGGUUUGGGUACAGUACUGUCGAGGACUGGGCACAUGUAUGCAGCUCCUGGGCCUCUUUGA